AUGUCCAGUCCGUCCGCUUUUUCUCGUACUUAUUGUAAUUUGACAACACCAACUUCACCUAUUGAUAUGUAUUCUCGCGUUAGACAAACAAGGUCCGGAACCACUUCUACGGUUGACAUUGUAAUUAUAGAUAGUGACACUGAGGAUGACGUUGUCCCGUCACAUGGUUCUGACCAUAACAAUUCCUACUCUCGAAAUAAUAUGAACCAAAAUACAUUUGGUAGUCAAAGUUUAUACAAUACACCUGGAGCGAUUUCGUCUGGUAAUGUACAAAACCCUUCGAUCAGAAACGGAGGUGGUCCAAUUCGAGCUAGAACCAAUGCUGUUCGUUCGAAUCCUAAUCGUUCUAGUCCCGUUCGCUCUAAUCGAUUACAAAGUUCUGGAUCUCCGUGGCGAGGUUUAGCGAUAGUAAAUGUCACUACUAUUCAAUCUGUUCAGGGAACAAACUCAAAUCUUCAAUUCUCAUAUCGUCAUCACCGACAGCAUGCAUCGGCAUUCCAUCCUGUGCUCUAUGCAGACGAAAUAACCAUCGCUCCUUCUCAACAUGAUCGUCUACAUUCCCAUGAUAAUGCUACAGGCACUUCUCGGACAUUCCCUCCCAUUUUUCAAACUGAAAAUGCAACCUCCACUACGAUUAAUGCUAACGAUCUUCAGAUCCUGAGUACACCACCUACGUCCACCUCGCGCCGGGAUAAUAAUAUUUCAAAGCCGUCAUUAGCAG
This is a messenger RNA of Racocetra fulgida, 721 nucleotides long. Lineage: Eukaryota; Fungi; Glomeromycota; Glomeromycetes; Diversisporales; Gigasporaceae. The record is from the annotation of a GenBank genome assembly.